UCAAAAUUAUUAAACCAAGGUAGCUGAAUUAGCUAUAAAGUGAUUCCUUUGUAAUUACUUCAUCUUCUGGACCUGAGAAAAGAUGGAGAUGCCGGUCUUCCCAGCACAGCAGAAAAGGCAAGUGACCACCAUUAUUUUCUUACUACUCUUGUGGGAGGUGGGCAGUGAAACUAUUAAAUAUUCCGUUCUAGAAGAAAGAGACAGAGGCUCUUUUGUAGGCAACCUAGCAGAAGAUUUGGGGCUAGGUGUAGAGGAGCUGGUCACUCGGGGUGCACAGAUUCUUUCCAGAGGGAACAAACAGCAUUUGCAGCUGGAACAGAAGAGUGGGGAAUUACUCCUCAAAGAAAGAGUGGACCGGGAAGAGUUGUGUGGGGACACAGAUCCAUGCAUUUUGCAUUUCCAGUUGCUACUGAAAAACCCGGUGCAGUUUAUUCAAGGUGAGCUACAGAUCCAAGAUGUAAAUGACCAUGCUCCAGAAUUCUUAGAAAAUGAAAUUCUCCUUAAAAUCGUGGAAAGCACACAUCCAGGGACCCUGUUUCCUUUGAAAAUAGCUCAAGAUUUGGACGUAGGCUGCAAUACAGUUCAGAACUAUUCAAUUAGCACCAACUCCCAUUUCCAUCUUCUCACUCGUAAUCACAGCGAUGGCAGGAAAUACCCUGAACUGGUGCUGGACAAAGCACUGGACCGGGAAGAGGAGCCUGAGCUCAGAUUAGUCCUCACAGCACUAGAUGGUGGGUCACCACCCAGGACUGGGACUUCUCAGGUUCUCAUUGUAGUUCUGGAUAUCAAUGACAAUGCCCCUGAAUUUGUUCAGGGACUCUACGGGGUACAGGUACCAGAGAACACUCCCGUAGGUUCCCUUGUCAUCACUGUAUCAGCUAGAGAUUUAGAUGCUGGGAUUCACGGAGAACUUUCCUACUCAUUUUUCCAAUCCUCAAAUCAAGUCAUUCAGGCCUUUGAAAUAAACACAGACACAGGAGAAAUUAGAUUAAAAAAACUGUUGGAUUUUGAGGAAAUUAAGUUUUACCGCAUGGAAAUUGAGGCCUCAGACGGCGGGGGACUUUCAGGAAAAUGCACUGUAGAAAUAGAAGUGCUGGAUGUAAAUGACAAUGCCCCUCAGUUGACGAUGUCACUAUUUAACAGUGACAUUCCAGAAAACGCUCCGGAAACUGUGGUCGCUAUUUUUGGAAUUUCAGAUCCAGACUCUGGAGACAAUGGGAAAAUGAAGUGUUCCAUCCAGAACAGUCUCCCUUUUCUUCUGAAACCUACAGUAGAAAAUUUCUACACAUUGGUCACAGAAGGCUCUCUGGACAGAGAAAACAGAGCAGAAUACAAUAUCACCAUUACCGUCUCCGACUUGGGGACUCCCAGGCUGCAAACCCAGCACACCUUCACCCUGCAGGUGUCCGACGUGAACGACAACGCCCCCGAAUUCACGCAGUCCUCCUACACCCUGUGGGUCCGCGAGAACAACAGCCCCGCCCUGCACAUUGGCACCAUCAGCGCCACAGACAGAGACUCGGGCAGCAACGCCCAGCUGACCUACUCGCUGCUGCCCGGCCCGCAGCCCGGCCCCGACGCGGCGGCGGCGCUGGUGUCCAUCAACGCGGACAGCGGGCAGCUGUUCGCCCUGAGGGCGCUGGACUAUGAGGCCCUGCAGGCGUUCGAGGUGCGCGUGCGCGCCGCCGACCGCGGCUCGCCCCCGCUCAGCAGCCAGGCGCUGGUGCGCGUGCAGGUGCUGGACGCCAACGACAACUCGCCCUUCGUGCUGUACCCGCUGCAGAACGCGUCUGCGCCCUGCACCGAGCUGCUGCCCAGGGCGGCCGAGCCGGGCUACCUGGUGAGCAAGGUGGUGGCGGUGGACCGCGACUCGGGCCAGAACGCCUGGCUGUCGUUCCAGCUGCUCAAGGCCACGGAGCCCGGGCUGUUCAGCGUGUGGCCGCACAAUGGCGAGGUGCGCACCGCCAGGCUGCUGAGCGAGCGCGACGCGCCCAAGCACAGGCUGCUGCUGCUGGUCAAGGACAAUGGCGAGCCGCCGCGCUCGGCCAGCGUCACGCUGCACGUGCUGCUGGUGGAUGGCUUCUCGCAGCCCUACCUGCCGCUGCCCGACGCGGCGGCGCCCGAGCGCGCGCAGCCCGACCGCCUCACUGCCUACUUGGUCAUCGCGCUGGCGGCCGUGUCUUCUCUCUUCCUCUUGUCUCUGCUGCUCUUCGUGGCCGUCAGGCUGUGCAGGAGGAGCAGGGCGCGCUCGCUGGCCGGCUGCGCGCUGCCCGAUGGCCCCUUGCCUGGACACCUGCUGGACAUGAGUGGCACGGGGACCCUGGCCCACAGCUACCAGUAUGAGGUGUGUCUGCAGGGAGGUGCUGGCACCAAUGAGUUCAAAUUCCUGAAGCCUAUCAUCCCCAAUCUCCAGUCCCAUGGCUCUGGGAAGGAGGUAGAGGAAAAUUCUCCCUUCCGAAACAGUUUAGGUUUAAAUUACUGA
Messenger RNA from Dipodomys spectabilis (banner-tailed kangaroo rat), 2482 nucleotides. Its product is annotated as protocadherin beta-14-like. NCBI's taxonomy places the organism in Eukaryota, Metazoa, Chordata, Mammalia, Rodentia, Heteromyidae. Gene Ontology annotation, cellular component: plasma membrane. Gene Ontology annotation, molecular function: calcium ion binding. The record is from RefSeq and is a predicted model, not a curated record. Bases 83 to 2482 code for a protein of 799 amino acids. Gene Ontology annotation, biological process: homophilic cell-cell adhesion. The transcript has a single exon.